UGGCCUGUCAGUGGGCAGAGCAGAGCGGUGCCGGAAACGCUAGCUAACUGUUCAGUUACACGAACUGAUUUUUUUUAGCUGCAUAACGACGGAUACAUUUUAAGACACGGGACGCGAUUUUUUAGGAAAUUAUUUUUAACCUGCCGUUUGGACUGGACUGGACAGACAAUCAUCAACGAGAAGGCGUUGAGAAUAAUUUCAGCUGUCGGCUAACUUGCUAGCCAGCUUGUCAACGCUGACUCUUCCUCGGUUAUGCUAAGCUACAUGCUAACAGUAUAGCGCCGACUCGACCAGUUGCUACGUAACACCGUUUUAAAUGAAAAAGUGCACGCUUGAUUUCUGCUCGGCUGCACGUCCUUGUAGCGAUAGAUUUCGUUUAACUCGUCUCGCGUUAAAUUUGUGUGCUUAAGCUUAAUUUGAUGUAGAAGCUUGGUAGCUAGCCAGGCAGCUAGCUAAACUGUCUCGCUGGUAAGUAGUUAUUGGCCCAUAGCUGGAGUUCUAUUUCUUAUUUGGAAAUAUAACUCGCGACUUGUUUUAGAUACUAAACAGAGUUACUUAUUAAAGCAGAAUAAUUUAUUUUUAUGAAUUACUGUCUCUGCAGCUUGCUAUUAGGUGUGAAUAGCUGAGAUUAUCCGAGGUGGUGAGUUGGGUUGGACAGCUAUGCCAAGUGCCAAUUAACUGAGAGACAGUUAGAAACUCUGAGGCGUUGGUGUAAAGAAAAAAAAAAAAAAAAAAGGACUGGGUGUGAAAUUUAAUUCCUUGCGGCACAAAGUGACAUGGCCACGGCCAGUAGCAUGGCUGCAUCGCUGGCGAGCAAAACGAAAACGAAGAAAAAACAUUUCGUGGCUCAGAAAGUGAAGCUAUUUCGAGCCAGCGACCCUCUGCUUAGUGUACUGAUGUGGGGAGUCAACCACUCGAUAAAUGAAUUGAGUCAUGUUCAAAUCCCCAUCAUGCUUAUGCCUGAUGACUUCAAGGCUUAUUCGAAGAUCAAGGUGGACAACCACUUGUUUAACAAGGAGAAUAUGCCAAGUCACUUUAAAUUCAAGGAGUAUUGUCCUCUUGUUUUCCGUAACUUGAGAGAAAGGUUUAGCAUUGAUGACCAGGACUUUCAGAACUCUCUGACCCGCAGCGCACCUCUUGUUAGCGAGGCUCAAGGCCGUAGCGGUGCCCGCUUUCACACCUCCUAUGACAAGAGAUACGUCAUUAAGACCAUCAGCAGUGAGGACGUAGCAGAGAUGCACAACAUCCUUAAAAAAUAUCACCAGUUUAUUGUGGAAUGUCACGGUACCACCCUGCUGCCACAGUUUUUGGGCAUGUACCGCAUCACUGUAGAUGGAGAUGAAACCUAUAUGAUUGUCACACGCAAUGUCUUCAGCCAUCGUCUGUCUGUCUAUAAGAAAUAUGACUUGAAGGGAUCUACUGUUGCUAGGGAAGCAAGUGACAAGGAGAAGGCGAAGGAGCUGCCUACCUACAAGGAUAACGACUUUAUCAACGAUGGACAGAAAAUAUAUAUUGAUGAGGAAAAUAAAAAAAUAUUUCUUGAGAAGCUGAGGAAGGAUGUGGAGUUCCUGGCACAACUGAAGCUGAUGGAUUACAGUCUGUUGGUGGGGAUCCAUGAUGUGGAGCGAGCAGAACAAGAGGAAGUGGAAAGUGAGGAUAAUGAAGGAGAUGAUGAAGGCGAGAGUGAUGGAGGGAUUGUUGGAACACCUCCAGACAGCCCCAGCAACACUCUGGACAGCACCAAACCUCUUUCACCAGGAGACUUUGACCCUACUAUUGAUGUCUACGCAAUAAAAAGCCAUGACAACUCUCCUCGAAAAGAAGUCUACUUCAUGGCUGUGAUUGACAUACUGCAACAUUAUGAUGCCAAGAAGAAAGCAGCUCAUGCAGCCAAAACAGUCAAGCAUGGAGCUGGAGCAGAGAUCUCCACUGUCAAUCCGGAGCAGUACUCUAAGAGAUUCUAUGAUUUCAUUACCACCAUUCUGCCCUAAACUGGAGCAAAACCCACAGAGGUCAAAGAGGGACGCUGAUGGAGGGGUGCCCAGUGCACUCACUCACUCUUACAGCAGCUACAACCACCAUUCGUUUACAUUUUUUAUUUGUUUUUUGCUGUUUUGUGGGACCAUAAGUGUGAUGAAACAGUAACAAGUAUAAAUCUUUGUGGGAGCUAUGGAUUUUUUUUUCUUUCCUGACCAAUGUCCCUCAUGGCAUUUUUAAUUCAUGUGUGUUAUUUUGCCUUCAUUUUAAGUGAAAGGGGGGGAGCAAGAGGCAAGAGAGCAAAUGUGAUGGCAUGUGUGGCUCAGUGAAUGGACAUGUACAUGUAGAAUGAAGUCGCUCAGAAUGGAGGCUGAGAAGGAAAGGAGCUUUCAACUGCUGUAGAAUUUACAACUUCAGACAAAAAGGAAAUGUGAAGCUAUUCCAUGCAAAAUCAGUCAUUCACCCCAGUUCAUCAAAUAUGCUUUUACAUGCUUGACCAGAAACCGCAGUUCAUCAGUUCCCCCCUGCUCUUCUUCCCCAGUUAAUCCUAACUUCCCCUUAUGUAAACCUUAUCCUUCUUUCACCCAAGCAUCAUAUUAAUCUGUCCCGCUCCCAUACUUUAUUUAACCCAAAUCUUCAUUGUUCUUGUCUAUUGUUUGUGCAGUUUUAUAGUUAAAAUCUGCAGCACUUGUAGAUGAACGUACUUUCCUUAGAUUAACAUGAUUCUUCCUGUUAAGUCUCUGAAACCAUGGCUCUCCUCCUCUGAACAGACUGACUGCAAAGAUAAUGCUCCUGAGCUCCAUUCACGUUUGCGAAGGAAUGCACCUUCUGACGCUUGCAUGUUCCUACAGUGUUUCACACGAGUGUGUUGGUGUUUUAUUUUGUAGGUGUUUUUUUUUUUUCUUUUUUUUUUUUCUUUGUGUGUUGUUUAAAUGGCCUGUAAUAGGUUGAGAUGAUUUGUCUAUAAUUUUGCAUCAUGAAAAGGCAUCCUAAUGAACUGAACAGAAGCAACAGCAUUGGUGGCAAUCACUUCAGUCUGUAAAAUCUGUUACGGGAAUGAUCUUUCAUUUGCCAUCAGCACCUUAAACUGUUGCACUUUUUUUAAAACAAGGAUCUAUUGGUCUGUUACAUACUGCAACAAUAGCACUAUGAGGCACUAUUGAAUGCAGCCCGUGGAUUUAUGUUGUCACAAGUAUGUUUGUUCUUGGCAGAAAACCCAUAGUUUACCUCUUACAUCAUUUUAACAAAUACACACUUUUUUGCUGUAAUGUUAGCUACAGUGUUCAUGGGGGGAAAGGGAGGGUUGGGGUCCUGUGUGUCGGCUAGUGAAAUUUCUUUUGCCAGUUUUGUAAACUUUGUUUUACAUUGGCAGUCAAGUCAACAGUGUAUUGUAUAUUUUGCACAUAAUGAACCAGAAAUUUAAUCCCUUUGGUUUGAUAGAGUGGUAUUUACAGAGGGGGGAGGGGGAUGGGUUCUACGCCUGUAUAAAAUGGUCUCAUAACUGAUUCAUAGUCGAAUCGGUGUCGACUCUUAGGAACGGUUAUGAAUUGUUCAUGUUAAGCGUCAUGUUUUCUUACAUCAUUUAUCUAAAAUCCCUGCGAAAUCGCUAGUUUUAACGAAUUUUGCAUGAAAUUGGUAUUGUUGGUAUCGAUUUUUUAUCAAUUUUUCUGAAACAUGACCACCUAGAAAGUUCUGACUCUUUAGAAUCAGCAUUUUUUUUACGUGUCGGUUCGGUGUCAUUUGUUUGAAUUAAAUGCACAGUUUUUAUUUGCAUUUUAGUUUGUACACGGAAUUGUCCGCAUUUUAAGCAGCACAUCCCUAUCGAGUGAAGUGUUCUGAUAAAUGAAGAAUGUUACUGUUUUGAUUUGUGCAGUACUGUAAAAGUUCCUUUUUUAAAUAAUGCAUGUUGCAUUUGUUUUUGUUUUCCCUGUUCAACCUGAAGCCGUGUGUAAACGCCAUCCAUUCUAAGAGAAGAAAAACAAACAAAAAAAAAAUAAUACGCAAAAAUCUUUUUUUUUUUUAAAUCUUCUUACCUGCUUUAUACUGUGUCAGCAAUGUAUACACUGUGCAAGAGUCGUGCCUUUUUACUCCAAAUUACUUCAUUUUGUAUUAUUAAUGUUAGGGUUUUUUUUUCCCGAAGGUUAAAAAAAAUAUAUUUUCUAAUAUCUGCGUGGUUGACAAAAAAAAAAAUCCCCAGGCUUUUUUUUUGUUGUUGUUACCUGUUUGACCGUUUUAUGGGAAUAACAUUUAAACCAUUAACACCUUUGAGUUCCAGCAGUGAAAAUAUCCCUGUGAAAGCUAUAUGGGAAUUUGUCAUUAUGUUUAUUAUUAUUAUUUUUUAAUCAAUUUAACCGCAGUAUUAUCAUUAAUCCAGCCUCUUUUUUUAACCUGUUGUUUUGUUAUUUGUUUUGACCAAUUUGCGCAGUGGUUUGUUUUUUUUUUUUGUUUUUUUUUUCUUUUAAGUGUUCGUUUUGGGAACAGGAAAGAGAGGGGGAAACAAUGACUCUCCCUACAGCCGUCGUCGUGGUCUUCGCAUUUGCAAAGAAGAGAGAAAAACAAAAAACAACAAAAAAAAAAAUUUGCUUGAAAACUUGUGGUUUUGACCCCCAGCAGCGCGCAACCGGACACCCGCUUCAUGUCGCACCUUUGGCCUUCAGAUUUGCCAAAUCAGCACUCAGACUCUCCGCACAGGUUCUUCGUGUCAUGUAGAAAACUUCGCAGAAAAUUUAUGGAAGUUCUAUUGUGCUAUUAUCAGUUAAUGUCUCUUUUUAGGCUGUGUUAAACGCGUCGAAACGUGUGUCCUCUUUAACUCCGCAACUAGUUCAUGGAAAGACAGUCCCCUCCCUGAACCUGCAGAGUUUAAUGUGUGCUAAAUGGUAUUUGAUGAUGGAACGUGUUUGAAGAGUGUUUUUAAAAGAUUGGGAGGGGGCAAUAAGAGUUUAGGAUAUGAACCCAUAUAAUACACUCCAUUUCAGAAGCAUCGCUCAAAACCAAUAAAGCACUUUGCAAAUC
Messenger RNA from Tachysurus vachellii, 4989 nucleotides. RefSeq names its product phosphatidylinositol-5-phosphate 4-kinase, type II, alpha a (gene pip4k2aa). Gene Ontology annotation, molecular function: phosphatidylinositol kinase activity. The transcript is spliced from 10 exons. The record is from RefSeq and is a predicted model, not a curated record. The coding region runs from base 777 to 1991 and encodes 404 amino acids. NCBI's taxonomy places the organism in Eukaryota, Metazoa, Chordata, Actinopteri, Siluriformes, Bagridae. Gene Ontology annotation, biological process: phosphatidylinositol metabolic process.